AUGUCGUCGUCUCUCUCCUCGGCGAAGAGUGCCGCCUCCAGCGCCUUCUCCUCUGCCGCCGCCAAAGCCUCUCAAGAAUCCGGCCGCAGCUCGUCGACCGCAGGAACGAUCCUCACUUCCCUCGCAGUUAUAAUCACAGUCCUGGCCAUCACAGCGGCCACGAUUUACUUCGCUGGGUACGCCGACGAUGUGACGGAAUGGAUCGCUAAGCGGUACUACAAAGGAAAAGCCAUUGCAGAGGUCAAAGUAUUGGAGAAUACCGGGAGUGAGAAGCUCCAGUCCAUGGCCAAGGAUUCAUUGAAGAGAAACCCGGUGCUGGGCGAGGGCGAGCUAGACCAAGUGUCUGGCGGCCUAGGCAAAGAGGCCGUGUCCGAUGGCCUCGGCGAUGUGAGUGGGAAGUUGGGCGGCCUGGGCAAGUUCUAA
This is a messenger RNA of Capronia epimyces CBS 606.96, 423 nucleotides long. RefSeq lists its product as uncharacterized. The record is from RefSeq and is a predicted model, not a curated record. The transcript has 2 exons. Bases 1 to 423 code for a protein of 140 amino acids. Lineage: Eukaryota; Fungi; Ascomycota; Eurotiomycetes; Chaetothyriales; Herpotrichiellaceae.